GCAAGAACCAGACGGGCAGACGAAGUGCAAAGGCUAUCCUUACUCCACCUUUUACGUUAUGUUAUUGUGUCUCUUGUCUGUCGUCUGUCGCUGGUGUUGAUAGAAACAGUAGUGGUAGACUGAAUUCCUACUCAGGUUCCAGUCUUCUUGUUUAACGUUUCUCGUGAUUGAUUUCGUCACGUCUGGUCACGUCACAGAAAAAGUGCGCUUUGUUGUGGAACAUUGCAGAGAAGACCUACAAGAUCUCUUUCAGAAAAUAACAAUAAAAUGGAGUUUGAACCGGUCGCUUUUAUAGAAGUCCUUAAAAGUGGAGUCUUGCAAGAUAUCCAUCCAGCCCUUGCAUCGUUUUGCAAAAUGAAUGCUCAAAGAUUUUCAUUUGAUGACAUCUUUAGUGUGGAAAAAAGAAGAAUUUUGUGGGAUGAUAUCAUCAAGUUAAUAAGAGAAUGUUCUGAUCCUUCUUUCAAUCAACUUUCUCUGAGCAGUCUAUUGAUCUUAAGCCGGGACAAAAUAAUCGCUGAAAGCGUUGAUGAGGACUGCAUUGAAUUUCUUCUAAGUUGUGCUGGUUUAGGAGAAGAUCCAGCCCAAGGAGAAAUCAACUAUGAUGUUGUUCUUGCUGCGUUAAAAUGCCUGAGCAAUUUAACCUUCAACAGUCCCAUUGUGCAAGUUUACAUUUCUAAAUGCCAUUGUACGGCUAGCAUCAUCAGAAGGCUAAAAGAAGUGAGCGAUCCAAAUAUUCCACACUUGGUCAAGUUUUUUGACUUGAAACUCCUCUUCCUUAUCACUGCCAAAUGCCCAGAGAUUGUGAAUCGGGUGAAAAAUGAGGAGCAAGCGAUUGAAGUGUUAACAAGAGCUUUAUCAGAGACCACUGGAGCCAGACAAAGUCCGGCUGCAAGUUCUGCAUACUUUUUAACAGUAGAGCAAAUUGAUUUGGCCAGUGAAAUUUUGAAAGUUCUUUUCAAUAUCAUGGUCAAAAAUGAAGAAAGCAUUCCAGAAAAUCAGGAUAUAGAACUCUUGGGUUUAUUGCAUGAUCUGCUUCUCUUUGGUGCACCAGAUGAGAAGAAAUUAGAUGACAUUCGAAGCCAUUCCAUAAAUCUUCUGAUGAUCAUUCCUUCCAUCUUGUAUGACAUAUUGACCCCACCGUUGGUUGGAGCCCAGGACAAACCACAAUUUGAAGGCAAAAACAUGGAGAUAUUGGUCGUUAUGUCAGAUUUUCUCUACAGACGCCUGGUGGUCAGCAGAACGGACAUUGCCCUGUCGGCCGUGGGAGUGAAAAAUCUGAUGGAGAACGUUUCGCCCAUUCUAACAGUCUUGAGUAGAGGUUGUCUCGCGCAGCGCUCAAUGCGAAAGUUUUUGCGAAAUAAAAUUCUCCCACCGCUCACCGACGAAGUCAUGCAGCGACCUGAAAUGGGUGACACCAGCCGAAACUUGUUGUGCGCCCUGCUGACGACACCCAUAACGCAAGUUCGAGAUCUGGCUGCUGAUUUCCUGUUUAUCCUCUGCAAGGAAAAAGUGGCUCGGUUUGUGAAGUAUGUUGGCUAUGGAAAUGCUGCUGGCUUGCUAGCAAAUCGAGGGCUAAUGCUAGGCGGAAGAGGCAAAAUGGGUCAUUAUUCAUCAGACAGUGAGGACAGCGACACUGAGGAGUACAAACAAAUCAAGGACCAAAUUAAUCCCAUCAUUGGGUGCUAUGAGGAGCCGAGACCAGACCCCAUGGAAAACAUGUCAGAAGAACAGAAGGAAUACGAGGCGGUGAAACUAGUGGAGAAGAUUGACCAGCUAACGAGAAGCGGAGUGAUACAGCCCUGCAGGGUAGGACCUGAUGGACGCCCUGUACCAGUUGAUCACGUUUUGCAGCUGCAGGAAGAAUUGGCCAGAAUGCACGCUCCUCUCCAAGAUGACAGUGAUGAAGAUUCUGAUUAAGUUUCUGUUAAUCUAUUUUUAAUUUAAUGCUGGUCAUUUAUUUGCUCUCCAGUUUCAAGAGAUAAUGAACCUACCUAAAAUCAUAAACUGAUUUAAUUUGGUGUUUUAAAAAUUUGGAUGCUAAAAAUCCUCUUUGAUAAUUUAAUGGCUAAUCAAAGUUUUCAAGUAGUCAUUUAUUGAUCCGCAUUUGGAGCGUUGGUAUGCGUGGAAAUUAACCAAAAUUACUGUUAAACCUAUAAGUAAUAAUUGAUUUAUUCAAGAUUAGAGGAAAAAAUUGUGUUAAAUCUCUCGUUUGCUGUGGAUACAGUUUGAGCUAGUCAAUGUGUAAAUGUCUUGAUUUGUUACUGUUAUAACUUUUCAUUUAUGUGUAUGGGAACCUGAAGCAUUUUAAUAAAAUUUCAGAUACAAAUAUAUGUCAUGCCGA
Messenger RNA from Cloeon dipterum, 2341 nucleotides. RefSeq names its product ric8 guanine nucleotide exchange factor A (gene ric8a). NCBI's taxonomy places the organism in Eukaryota, Metazoa, Arthropoda, Insecta, Ephemeroptera, Baetidae. Gene Ontology annotation, molecular function: G-protein alpha-subunit binding; guanyl-nucleotide exchange factor activity. Gene Ontology annotation, cellular component: cytoplasm. The transcript is spliced from 12 exons. Gene Ontology annotation, biological process: G protein-coupled receptor signaling pathway. The record is from RefSeq and is a predicted model, not a curated record. The coding region runs from base 268 to 1917 and encodes 549 amino acids.